Molecule: messenger RNA, 2911 nt
Organism: Plectropomus leopardus (leopard coralgrouper)
Lineage: Eukaryota; Metazoa; Chordata; Actinopteri; Perciformes; Serranidae
Gene: znf512
Product: zinc finger protein 512
Molecular function (GO): zinc ion binding
Source: RefSeq, a predicted model, not a curated record
AACACACAAAUACACAGCGGUGAAUUAUGCCGGUGUACGUGCCUCAUAUUUAGAUGCUGUCAGAGCUUCUGAUUUUAUCUCGAGAGUUUGUCUAACUCCCGGAUCGGGCCUUCCUUCAUGUUAGCCCUCCUGGUGGUAGCUCUGCCGGGGGAGAGGCGACAGAGGAGGCCGGGCUCGAAGACAUGGAGGCGAAGCGUCUUUGCAGAGGGAGUGAGCUGUAGGACGUGGUGAUUUCUCCGGGAGUGUUGGCACUCCUAGAAUGGACUCUGAACACAUCGGAGGGGAUAUGUCACCUUUGUAUGUGCCAAGAAAGAGAAAGUCAAUCCAGUCACAACCUAAAAGUGGAGUGCCAUGUCCAGUUGUUCAGCGAAUACCAGAAAGAACCUGUGAAUUAAACUCAGCUGGAUAUCCCAAGAAUGACGAGUCUGAAGCUCAAGAUGAUCUAAAGAUGAAGAGAACUUACGGUAGAAAAAGGUAUGAGGACCUCCAGAGUGUUUCCAUAGGAACAGUAGAUUACCCAACCACCAGCUGCUCAGUGAUGUCAUCGGGUGGCCUGGCCAAUGGGGCAGACCCAGGGUCCAUGGCUCCGCCCACUGCAAGGCUGCCUCCAAGACUCAUAGGGAAGGAUGUUUGGCCUCAAGGCCCCGAGACCAGCAGGGAGCCUCAGGACCACAGCUGGAACUCCAGCAGGGACCGAGGCCCAGAGGCCUGGGCCCCGGGGAGAGACCGACCUCAGGAGCAGGUGUGGAACUCCAGCAGAGACCGAGCAGGACACUCCAGUCAAGACCAGGCAUGGAUUCCAGGCAGGGAAAGGGGUCAGACUGGACAGGACCAGGCCUGGAUGACGGGCCGGGACCGAGGUCCUGAGCAGGGCUGGGUGGCCGGCAGAGACCGAGGCCAGGAUCAGGCCUGGAACGCAGGGAGGGAUCCGGGAAGAGACCGGGCCUCGGCAGGGCCAGAGCAGGCGUGGGGAAGUGGACGAAGCCAAGACCAAGGCUGGAGCAACACAAGCAGAGACAGAGGACAUGUCUGGAGACCUGACUUGAACAUGAAGAGAGUCCAGAGAGCGGACACUGAGCGAAGCCCAGCUGUUAAUAACUUCUGUCAGCCACCAGAGGGCAGAGACUCCUGUUCAGAUGCAGCCAGUGUUGGUGAGGCAUCGACGGCUCAACCCAGCGAGGACCAGAAGCCCCCGAUUCUCUCCACCAAGAAGGAGCCUCCUAGCUACCCUCCAGGAAGCCAAGAGGAGCGCUGGCAGCUCCAGAUUGUGGCCAAAGGCAGAGUCACCUGUCCGAAAUGUAAAAGUGUGAGCAGGAAGACUGUGGAGGGGCUGAAGAAGCACAUGGAGAACUGCAGACUGCAACCCUUUACCUGCCAACACUGUGGGAAACAGCUGAAGUCUUCAACAGGGAUGAAGUAUCACAUCAUGGCUGACCACAGCCAUCUGCCCUCAGCAGACGAUGCGAAGGACCUGGAUGAUCGCGCCAUCAAAGACAAACUGCGUAAAAUCCUGAAGAGACUGGGCAAAUUAAAAUGCUCCAAAGAGGGCUGUAAUGCUGCCUUCACCAGCAUCAUGGGCUACGUGUACCACAUGAAGAAGUGUGGGAAGGAGGAGUCUGAGCUGGAGAAGAUGCUGCUGAAUUGCUCUCACUGCGGGAAAACCUACAAGUCCAAAGCCGGUCUGGAGUACCACCUGAAAUCCGAGCAUGCGCCUACACCCCAGAAGAGUGAGGAGGACGAGGCGCUGAAGGCCCACAGAGAGGCCAACCCAGAGAGGACGGCCAGCGGCAGGGUGCAGCGAGCAUCGGCUCAGGUGGCAAAUUUCCACCUUGCUGAGAUCGCCAACAACGAGCUGCCCAAAGACUGGCCCAAGAGGAAGUUUCAAUCCGACCUGGUGCCAGAUGACAAAAAGUUGAAAUAUGCCCGACCAGGCCUGCCUGCCUUCAGCCAAGAAGUGCUGAGGAAGUGGAAGAAUGAGGUGAAGCUGCAGAGGAAAGUGCAAUGCCCCAACCAGGGUUGUGGCUCCACCUACACCAGUGUGUCUGGACUAAAAGCCCAUCUGGGACUCUGCACGAGGGGCGACUUUGAGGCUGGGAAAUACAGAUGUUUGAUCUGCAACAAAGAGUUUAACUCAGAAAGUGGCGUGAAGUACCACAUCAACUCUGUCCAUUCGCAGGACUGGUUCGUGACAAACAAAAAGGCCUCCAAGAAGUUUGAGAAGUUCCUCAAAAGCCAGCCUAAGGAGUUUGUCCAUAAUGUGGACAAGCAGAUGGUCGACCACUACCACCAUCAUCAUCAUCACCUCCAGCAUCAUCAGCAUCACCACCACCACCACCACCAUCAGCAGCAGCAGCAGCAGCAGCUCCAGCAUCAACCCAUGCAGCACCCUCUGCAGCCACUGCAUCACCUCCAGCAUCAAACCCAGCUCCUCCAUCCAGAGCACCAGAACCUCCCUGCGCAGAUGGACACCCAGCUCCAGCAGCCGAUGCUCCACUACACCCCUUUAGAGCCUCCUCCUGCACCGAUGUGGGUGGAUAUGGAGCGGGGAGGAGCAGUGCCGGGAGCAGAGCAGGCCCCGAUCGAGAUGGAGAUGGCAGAUGUUGAUAAACAUGAAGAGGACAACGGCGAGAUGGUGGAGGAGAAAAGGAGAGAGAAGGGGGAGGGAGGAGGGGAGAGGGGGAAGGCUGAUGGGAAGCAGAAGGAUUGCUUUGCUUUCAGCGGCGGUGAGGGUGGCGGUGGUAGCGGAGGCAGCAGCAGCAGUAGCAGUAGCAGCAGUAAUACCGGCAGCUCGUCCAGCGAAUCAGAGGUGGAGCAGCAGGACGGGCAGAGACAGAUUGACCAGUGGAAUCUGAAACGGCCAGGCAGCAUGGAGCCCCACCCUGAGGCUGGAAAGGGACAGAGGAACACUUAA